ACACAUCGCACGGCCAUGGCCAGUUGAGGAAGGCAGGCAGUAGACUUUACAAUACUGUGCUCGGAGGACGUUGAUACUAUCGUCUAACUAUACAGUCUCCGACAUGGCGGCCGUCUUACCUCGUCCCCAUUCAUAUCAUCUACAGGAACCCAGUGAACACCCGAUGGCGAUGUUGCCAUGUAACCGUCUCCGGUCCGGUCUCCACGACAUCCACAAGCCCCUUCCGACCUUCCUGCAACUUCCGCCAUCAUGGACGACCUCCCAUUGUCACACUGCGCCGGUCUUCACGGAUGUGACGUCACAGCACGUGCAGCUACAACAUCCGGUGGCGGCCAUGAGCGGAAGUCUACGAGCCCCAGUCCAGUCUCCCGUCACGUCGCACCCUUUCAACUACGAACUCUAUCAAGCCAGACUGAUGCAACAAAAUCUGAUAGCCGCUGGACAUACGUUUAUUGCAACACCACAGGUGUCAGGACCCGUGUCCCCCCUCCCUCCCCCAACACCCUCCAACAUCCCCAAACAGCUUUCCCCACCCCCUGCGUCUGAAGCGGAGAUACCCUGGUGGAGUGUACAGACACACACCCCGGGGCCGAGCCUCUCCCCAGAAAGACUAGCAGUUUCAUCGGGACUUGUGUUCCAUAGCUCGGAAAUGCAAAUGGCAUCUGUACUACAUGGUAUGAAGAGUGGAGUCGCUCCUACGAGGCGCUGUCGUCGAUGUCGCUGCCCGAACUGUCAGAACAGUGGCAACACCGGCAACCCUGCCAAGAGGAAGCAGCAUAUCUGUCACAUACCCGGAUGUGGGAAGGUGUACGGGAAGACCUCUCACCUGAAAGCCCACUUGAGGUGGCACACGGGGGAACGCCCGUUUGUGUGUAACUGGUUGUUCUGUGGGAAGAGUUUCACUCGUUCGGAUGAGCUCCAACGCCAUCUACGGACCCACACUGGAGAAAAGAGAUUUGCCUGCCAGGAAUGCGGUAAACGGUUCAUGCGCAGUGACCACCUCAGCAAGCACGUGAAGACGCACGAGAACAAGCGCGUGAAGAGUACGUCACGUGAUGACGAAGCCAGUGAUGUUUCCGAUGACGAAGACAUUGACGUGGAUGUGGAAUCUGAUUUUUCCUCGGACAAUAUAGAACUUGAGAGAGUGGAUGAACAAAUUACCUCCCUUGAUUCUCCUGCAUUGUAGAGCUAGUUCAAAACGUGGACACAAAAAGUGCUUGUCUUUCGGGAUUAAUAGAAGAUAUUCAGUGCUGAUGAACAUUUUGCUUAAUACAUAUCAGUCAGUAUGCAUUAAGAUAAUUAUUGUUUUGCAGAACGCACCUUGUACAGGUAUCCUAUGGAAUCUUUGAAAACAACAUAUAUCUUUUACUGUAUAAUCUGGUCUGUUAUAAAGCUGUUAUGCAUACACUUAUGUAUUGUCAUGAAGGCCCUCUUUUCUAACGGUUGCUGUUAAAACGUUACAGUGUAUUCAAAGAACAUGACGUCCUAUUAAAACCUGUUACUCCAAAUUGAUCCAAAUAGUAUCACCGAGAACACUACUAUCGGAUUAACGUGAAAAAACGUAUUGUAUUAGCAUCAGUAUUUACAGAUGGAGGGUGACCUAUUAUAUCUCAUUAUUAAACGAAAUAUUUGUUAAAUUCCAUAUAGAUGGAUAUUUUACACUAGCAUUCCAGAUACGCAAGUUGACGGUGCCCUGUUGAUAUCGCACCUCCAGCUCUGUGUUACAUGCAUUAGUUGUUACCGUUGUCUAAGCUUGUUGGUGUUUGUAAUAUUGAUCUCAGUCUGUACAUUGA
Molecule: messenger RNA, 1793 nt
Organism: Haliotis rubra (blacklip abalone)
Lineage: Eukaryota; Metazoa; Mollusca; Gastropoda; Lepetellida; Haliotidae
Product: transcription factor Sp5-like
Exons: 2
Coding region: 104-1186 (360 amino acids)
Biological process (GO): regulation of transcription by RNA polymerase II
Molecular function (GO): DNA-binding transcription factor activity, RNA polymerase II-specific; RNA polymerase II cis-regulatory region sequence-specific DNA binding
Source: RefSeq, a predicted model, not a curated record